Messenger RNA from Neurospora tetrasperma FGSC 2508, 2760 nucleotides. RefSeq lists its product as uncharacterized. The record is from RefSeq and is a predicted model, not a curated record. The coding region runs from base 1 to 2745 and encodes 914 amino acids. Gene Ontology annotation, molecular function: protein binding; ATP binding; protein kinase activity. Gene Ontology annotation, biological process: protein phosphorylation; signal transduction. The transcript has 2 exons. Lineage: Eukaryota; Fungi; Ascomycota; Sordariomycetes; Sordariales; Sordariaceae.
AUGGCCAUGCUGGCAUCCAAGUCGCCCUUCACGCCUUCGCUGGGUUCCCAGUCGUCCACCAUGAUGGCGAGCACACCACAAACCGCCUACACUCCUUCGCGAAGAGCGCCUGCAGUCUCUCAUGCGACCAACCAGAACUAUGCGAGUCCUACCGAAUCCGAAUUUUCCGACCUUGACGGGCCCGAAUCGGUCAAGAACUGGAACGAGGACAGGGUGUGCGACUAUCUCAGGAGCGUAAAAUGCGGCGACUACGAAAGGAUAUUCCGCAAAAAUAACAUAAAUGGCGAGGCGCUUUUGGAGAUUGACAAGGAGGUCCUCAAAGAGAUGGGAAUCGAAAAGGUUGGAGAUCGCGUCCGCUUGUUUCUGAGCAUCAAGAAACUCCGGACACAGACCUAUGCGAACCAGAGAAAGAGAGACAGGGAAUCCUUUGCUGUGCUUGAUAACCAGUAUUCAGCGACUUCUUUGCGAGUGCCCAUCACAAAUCGAUCAGCGGCGACGUCCGCUCCUCGGCGCUAUGACCGCCAGUACGAACUCACCCCCAAUGCCGACAUGUCGAAACCUUCCUCGCGGCCGACCUCGCCGCUACCUAGUUCUGACUACAACAGACAAGCCCGGCGAGGCUAUGGGCAACAACAGGGCUAUGGCAAUCAACCUACACAAGCUGCUCCCUCGCGGUUCCCCAUGUCUCCUCCUGAGUCCCACCCCGGCCGAUUGGUACAAGCCCACACUAGGAACAACUCCAGCAUGGAUGGUUCGCUGAUGGCUGCGCUGCCACAGGGUCAGGAUGUCAUUCGCGUCAUCUCCACAGGUGGCGUAACCAAGGUUGUUAAGAUUGCCGACUGCAACACCUGUGAAGAGGUUAUGCGUGUUACCCUACGUAAGUUUGGCUUGCGGGAGGACCAUGAAAGGAAUUACUGUUUCUGGGUGCUAGCCGGCGUUGAUCCGGACCCAAACCAAUGCCGCCGCCUCGGGGAUACGGAGCUGUGGAGAGUCAUCAAAGACCACACUCGCCCAGAGCGCAACCGCCUGAUUCUCAGGCGAGUUCCUUCUGGAGAGCCGGGCAAGGCAGAACUCGAAAGAGCAGCUGCCAUUGCGAUGGAGGAAGCACAGCAAACACAUAGGCCUCCAAUUGAGCCUAGCGAUAAGCGGAGUCAGCUGAAGCUGCAAAAGGUGCUGGGAGUCGGCUGGGAAGACCUCCAACAACAGCCUCCGCUCUCUCCCAUGUCCUAUCAGGACCGAGAAAGAAACGUCUCAAACGCUGCUAGGGAUCUAGAGCGGCCAGCACCUCUGGAAACCCCCAGGGCCAUGCCUCGCCGUACACAAGCACUUCGUCAGUUCGGUGGGCUGAGACCGCCUAGCGAGCUUAUCGCCUCAGAUCUUACGAGCUACUUUCCAGAUCACUCUCGUGAAGCUAUCGACAGGACGGCCCGUUUGUCCAUGAGACGCUCGGCACGUCUGAGUAGAGUGAACCAUCGUCUGAGUGUUGCUAGCACCCUUAGCUUUGCCUCUAGCAUACAAGACGCUCCGCCAAUCCCUACCAUCGCAGACAGCUGGUUGACCGCUUCCAACCAGAUUGCCAAGGUACGCCCGCGUGAUGUGCUGCCAAGGGCGCCUCACGGAUAUAGAGACUCUGUGGCUUCAUCCGUGCUUGAUACGCUACAAGAAGAAGGCUCUCCAACCGAGCCUAACCGGAGAUCAUUCGUUCCAUUUUCGGACAGCGGCUCGGAUACAGCUGCAGUUAGCGUCAUCGAUCCCGAUGGUAACAUAGUCAGACACAGUUACUACGACAGCGGCACCACUAACUCAGCCGAUUCCGCGGUAAUACAGGAAGCGCUUGCUGAAGAUGGCGAGGAUGCUGCUGACAAGGAACUUCAAACUUUCCUGGCGGGCGACGCUUGGGACGACAGUAUGUGGAUGAAGGGUUCUCUUAUCGGUCAGGGUUCAUUUGGCUCCGUGUACCUCGCCCUACAUGCCAUCACUGGUGAACUGCUCGCCGUGAAGCAGGUCGAGACACCUGCACCUGGUGCAGACAGUAAAAACGAUGCCCGCAAGAAGAGCAUGAUUGAAGCGCUCAAGCGCGAGAUCACCCUCCUUCGUGACCUCCAACAUCCCAAUAUCGUGCAGUACCUGGGCUGCAGCUCAUCCGCCGAAUAUCUCAACAUUUUCCUCGAAUACGUUCCCGGUGGUUCCGUGCAGACCAUGCUCAACCAAUACGGUGCCCUCCCCGAAUCACUCGUUCGCAGCUUCGUUCGUCAAAUCCUCCAGGGCCUCUCCUACCUCCACAAUCGUGACAUCAUUCACCGCGACAUCAAGGGCGCCAACAUCCUCGUCGACAACAAAGGUACCAUCAAAAUCUCUGAUUUCGGCAUCUCCAAGAAACUCGAAGCCACCAACAUCCUCAACGGCGCCAACAACAACAAGCACCGUCCCUCACUGCAAGGCUCCGUCUUCUGGAUGGCUCCUGAGGUAGUCAAACAAACCAGUUACACCCGCAAAGCUGACAUCUGGUCACUCGGCUGCCUGGUGGUCGAGAUGAUGACGGGCACCCACCCGUUUCCCGACUGCACCCAGUUACAGGCCAUCUUCAAGAUUGGCGGCUCCAAGGCCUCGCCGACGAUUCCGGAUAACGCUAGCGAGGAGGCGAAGCAGUUCCUUGCGCAGACAUUUGAGAUUGAUCAUAAUAAGCGGCCGAGCGCAGAUGAGCUGAUGUUGAGCCCGUUCUUGACGCCUGUGCCGGGGACAUAAGAGUUUCUCCAAUAA